GGGGCAGCCGUCUUCAAGCAGGAGGCUUCCCUCCGCGAGUUCUGGGAGUUUGAGCUCCAGCCCUUCGUUCACUUCAUCCCCCUCAGCGAGGACCUGUCAGACCUGGUGGAGAUGGUCGAGUGGGCCAUCGAGCACGACGAGGAGGUCAGGAGGAUCGUGCAGAAUGCGCUUGAGUUCGUGAGGACGCGGCUGACUCCGCAGCGGAUAAUCUGCUACUGGGCGAACCUGCUCGAAGCUUACGGAGGGAGGAUGAGCUACACGCCG
This is a messenger RNA of Guillardia theta CCMP2712, 264 nucleotides long. RefSeq lists its product as hypothetical. The transcript has a single exon. The record is from RefSeq and is a predicted model, not a curated record. The annotation marks the transcript as partial. NCBI's taxonomy places the organism in Eukaryota, Cryptophyceae, Pyrenomonadales, Geminigeraceae.